Eublepharis macularius is the source of this 3421-nucleotide messenger RNA. Its product is annotated as CCN family member 2-like. Lineage: Eukaryota; Metazoa; Chordata; Lepidosauria; Squamata; Eublepharidae. Gene Ontology annotation, biological process: signal transduction; cell adhesion. Gene Ontology annotation, cellular component: extracellular matrix; extracellular region. The transcript has 5 exons. Gene Ontology annotation, molecular function: heparin binding; integrin binding. The coding region runs from base 8 to 1069 and encodes 353 amino acids. The record is from RefSeq and is a predicted model, not a curated record.
GCUCAGGAUGUAUGACAGCUUUGGGGGAAUCUUAACGUCCACCUUAUUUCUCGUCAUCCUCAAGCCUGGCUGGGUGGCAUCCCAAGCAUGCUCGUACCCAUGCCAGUGUUCCUCACAGCCCCUCCAGUGCCCUGCUGGCACCAGCCUAUUGCUGGACAGCUGUGGAUGCUGCAAGGUGUGCGCCAGGCAGCUUGGCGAGACGUGCUCCCUCCAGAAGCCCUGCGACCACCAUAAAGGGCUGUACUGCAACUUCUCCAAAAUCCAGAGCGACGGUGGUAUCUGCUUAGCUCACGAAGGGGCUACUUGUGAUCUGCUGGGGAAAAUCUACCUGAAUGGCGAGACCUUCCAGCCCAGCUGCAAGUUGCAAUGUAUCUGCAUGGACGGCGCCAUUGGCUGCAUCCCCCUCUGCUCUGACGGCGUGAGGCUGCCUUCCCCUGACUGCCCAUUCCCCCGCCGGGUGAAGGUGCCAGACAAAUGUUGUGAAGAGUGGGUUUGCGAAGGGGGCAAACAGAAGGACCACUCUGGAAAGAGUAUGGCAGUUUACAGGGACCAUCCAUCCCCCAAACCCAAUUUCCAGCUCAACAACCUCCAAGAAAACUGCUUGCUGCAAACCACAGAGUGGAGCCCCUGCUCGAAGACCUGUGGGAUGGGCAUCUCUACACGGGUCACCAAUGACAACCCCCAGUGCCGACUGGAAAAGGAGAACAGGCUGUGCAUGGUCCGAUUCUGCAAUGUCCCUUUGGAGAAGAGUGUCAAGAAGGGGAAGAAGUGCGUGAAGAAUCCGAAACCCCGCCAAGCGAUCCACUUUGAGUUCACAGGUUGUACCAGCACCCGUGCCUACCGGCCCAAGUUCUGCGGUAGCUGUGUGGAUGGGCGCUGCUGCACUCCUCAUGCAACCAAAACGGUGGAAGUGGAAUUCCAGUGCCCGGAGGGGGACUCCUUUGUGCGCAAGAUGAUGAUGAUAAAAUCCUGCUCUUGUCAUUAUGAUUGCCCUGCGGACAAUGAUAUCUUCCUGGCUGUCUACCACAGGCGAAUGAUUGGGGACCACACCAAAACAGAGAGGCAAUAGGCUCUUCCCAUUAUGAGAGGACCAGGGUUCAUUGGCAGAACAUCUGCUCGGCAUGCAGAAGGUCCCAGAUUCAAACCACAGCAUCUCCAGUUAAAAGGAUAAGGUAGUCGGUGAUGGGAGAGACCUUUCCCUUAAAUCCUGGAGAGCCGUCAGUCUGAGUAGACAAUAAUGAUCUUGAUGGACCAGUUACCUGAUUCACUAAAAGGCAGCUUCCUGGUUCAUGUGUAUUCAUGCUUCUCAUUAAGGGAGCCGAUGUUUCUUCCGCAGUUGAUCCGUUGGACAAAGCCAAGACUAUCAAGUUGGUUCUCAAGCACAAAAGCUUUUUAACAAGGACAGUAGAUUGGAAGGGUUUGUGCCGUUGUUCACACCCAGUAUUUUGUGUUCUAAAACAGAAUCUAAGGCACCAGCCAAGACUCAGUGGAAAGCAAAGACCCAUACUUGUCAAAUGUUCAUGAAGCUUGGGAUCCAGCUCUAUAAAUAUCUGCAAAUCAGUCACUCCACAGGCUUUUGUGUAGUACGGAUAACACACCUAUCCCCUCACUUCCCAUGAUCCCACCGCUACUACCACUUGGUGUUUCUACCACAAACUUUAUCUAAAGGCUCCACUCCGGAGGCCAAAUUUCCAUGGACAUAGAAAUGAGAUCCAGUGCCAGCGCAACACGAAUACGUAUCCAGCUCUCUCACCUCUGACUUCAUAAUCCAUGCUUGGUUUGAGCAUAAGACCACUUUGGGAUAAUUUGCUCCAAACGUCGUGGGCUGCAUAAAUUGGAAGUAUUGUGUGAGUGCUCCCAGAGUUAGUGGCAAAGGGAAAUUUGGAAAGACCAGAAGCAUAAAGAUGGUGGCAAAACAUGAGAAAUUGUAACAUAGAGUUAUCAGUUUCUCAUGUCUCUGAGUCGUGAGAAAUUCCAAGGGUAGCAUUUAUCUGGGUUGGUUCUUUUUGGAGGGCACUGGAAACUUUGGUGUUUUUGAAAUAUUUGCUUUAUUUACAAAUAUAUAGUUAGAGCACAGGGCAAGAGAGCAGAUAUGCUACUCCUUGAGGGGUGGAGAGAGAGAUCCUGUAUCUGGAAGGUGCUACAGCCAACUGUUUCCAUGCUUCUUUCUCUCUUUUUUCUUCCAGAAUUUAAGCUAUUUCUUCACACAGACACACACAUCUACACCCUCACCAUAUAACUCUAAGCUCUAAUAGGUGCUUCAACAGAACCGUCUGUGGAACAUCUCUUAGUACAGAAGUCCUCAACAUUGUUGAGCCUGUGAGCACUUUGUGAAUGUUGAGAACAUUGCGUGGGCAUCGUCACAGAACUUCCUACUCUAGGAAUAGGCAAUCACAAAAUGGUUGCCUUGGAGGGCUAAGUCCAGCCAAUCACCAAAAAUUGGAGGUUCCAAGUCAAGCAUCGAUAAAUAAAUCGUAUCUUGGCCCCAGUAACCUAAUUAAAAGAUUCCAUGUUUGGGCCAUUAGCAGUCUAUCGUUUAGCAAUGGAAGCAUGAUUAUAGGUUGUGGUAAGUUGGUUCUGCUGGCUGGUGUGUGUGCAGGAGAGAAAAUAACAAAGCAUAAACUUGCUUGUACUUAGAAAGGAAAUAAAAGUUCUUUAUUGUAGGAACUCCAUACUCUGAGAGGAAAGUAGAGACAGAUCCUAUCUACCUAUCUAGUCUAAGGAUGGGCAUGGAUGCUAGGACAAGUCUUGCAUCCAUGGUUGCAAAAUAGAGUGAGGAGAAGGAGAGAGGUGAUGCCUGGAACAAAGCCAGGAACAGAAGAGUGAGAAGGAGGAAGUCAGGAGGAGGAAGUCCUGAGAAUAGCAGUCUACAUAUCAAAAGAUAGUCAGAGCAUAAACAGAGUGUCCUGACCUCUCUAUCUUUCUAACUCUUUGGUUUGUCCCCCUCUGAAACCUUAAGAAAGGGACAGUGCAAAGUCCUCCUCUUCCAACAGCAUCCUCCUGUGAACGAGGCAGCUGUUUCUCAAUGAGUGCUUCCUGAAGAUGCAAAGGUGGGACCUCUGAUCUUUUUGAAGCACCUCCUGCUCCAGUGAGUUGGAGGAAAGCCAGGAUAGACUUAUGCUUUAUGGAAGAGAAGCUUUGGAAAAGAAGGAAAUGAGCACCAGAAAUGCUCUGGUGGGCACCCUGGAACCCAUGGGCGCCAGGUUGGGGACCACUGUCCUAGUAAUUUGUGCCCGGUCAGAAAAUAUCUAUAGCCAUUAAGAAACAUUACCAUACAUAGGCCUGGCUCUCUUCAAAUAUUCCAGUACAGGGCAACUUGGAGCUGUCCCAGGUAAUUGUAUUGCAGUUCCACCCAGGGGUCAUUUCGUAGAAAAAGAGCUGGAGGAACUCAUUAGCAUAACUUAAGCAUCACUCAUUAGCA